CUACUUAAGUUGGGAACCAAACCACCACCAUAGCCCACAAAGUUUAAUUUAGCUCAAUGGAGUCCUCCACCGGAGCCCCACAAAGCCCACGGAUGGAAGAGGAAUUGCCGGUUGUUCUCGUCCAUCGCCGGCCUUCCGCCACCUUCGUCAUUCCCCUCAAGGCCCGCCUGCAGGCCCACUUCCGGGUCCUCGACCCCUGCGACUCGGCCGAUGACUCGCACACCUUCCUCGCCCGCCACGGCCGCUCCGUCCGUGCCCUCCUCUGCGCGAGCCUCGCUCCCCUUCCCGCCGACACCCUCGAGCUCCUCCCAUCCCUCGAGCUCGUGGUGAUAUCCACGGCCGGCAUCGACCAUGUUGACCUCCGGUUCUGCCGCCGCCGCGGCAUCACCGUCACUAAUGCCAGCGCCGCCUUGGCAGAGGACGCGGCCGACCACGCCGUGGCCCUUCUCAUCGACGUCCUCCGGCGGAUCACCGCCGCCGACCGGUUCGUCCGUGCUGGGUCGUGGCCUGUGAAGGGCGAGUACCCUCUUGGAUCCAAGCUACGCGGCAAACGAGUUGGGAUCGUGGGGCUAGGAACAAUCGGCUCUGGCAUCGUGAAGAGGCUAGCUGCCCUUGGCUGCAUCAUCUCCUACACCUCGAGAAGCAAGAAACCCACCGUCCCCUUUGCCUAUAUCGGGAACGUCGUGGAGCUCGCCUCUAACAGUGAUGCCCUCAUCGUCUGCUGCCCCCUGACCCAAGGAACCCACCACAUCAUCAGUGAGGAAGUCAUGAGAGCCCUUGGAAAGGGAGGAGUAGUCGUGAAUGUGGGCCGCGGGGCCCUCAUAGAUGAAGAGCGGAUGGUGGAAUUAUUGGUUCGUGGUGAGCUUGGUGGGGCUGGGCUCGACGUGUUCGAGAACGAGCCUGACGUGCCCAAGGAGCUGUUGGAGUUGGACCAUGUCAUCCUGACUCCUCACUCUGCUGUGACAACUCCUGAGUCAUUCCGGGCUGUGGAGGAUCUUAUCGUGGACAACUUCAUCGCUUUCUUCUCGAACAAGCCCCUAUUAUCAGUCGUGCAGUUAUGAAUGACGCUUUUUUACACAUAUUUACUUAGUCGGAAUCCUCAAAGGACUCUGUAAUAAAGCUUUCGGUUUCAAAUUGAAGAAAUAUGUCGAUACCAGCUCAUUCACUUUGAUCAACCUGCCCAAUUCACUUUACGGAUCAAUGCUUCUUCAUUUUCUGCAAACCAGAAGGUGUUGACAUGAGCGAUUCCAGAAA
This is a messenger RNA of Punica granatum (pomegranate), 1254 nucleotides long. Lineage: Eukaryota; Viridiplantae; Streptophyta; Magnoliopsida; Myrtales; Lythraceae. The record is from RefSeq and is a predicted model, not a curated record.